This is a messenger RNA of Phoenix dactylifera (date palm), 1556 nucleotides long. RefSeq lists its product as uncharacterized. Lineage: Eukaryota; Viridiplantae; Streptophyta; Magnoliopsida; Arecales; Arecaceae. The record is from RefSeq and is a predicted model, not a curated record.
AGUAAUUUGUCCUCCCUUCUCUCUCUUUCGCCCCCCUUUACCUUCUCUACCUCUCUUCUCCUUUAUCUCAUGACUCCUCUUAGAGAGAGGAGAAGCUAAGGGUGGUGGGAGAGAAGAGAGGAGAAGCCAUGGAAGGCCAAAAGAGCCCGAGGUCCAAGCUAGCUCGGACUGCCUCUCUCCUCCGCUCCCCCACCCUCCGCUCCUAUCCCCACAGCCUCUCAACCUUGGCGGAAGAGGCCCCGGACGACGAGAAGCCCACCCGACCGCGCCACGCCGCCCGCUCCUCCCCUUCCUUCACCCCCUUCCUCCUCUCUCUCCCGUUGCUUCUCCUUCUCCUCCUCAUCUUCUUAAUUAAAGAUUUUUUUCCCUCCGAGAACCUCUUCCUCGCCUCGGCCGCUGUCGCCGUCGCAUCCGUGAUCGCCCUCUUGUGGAAAGUUUUCAGCUUUGGCCGCGCCGCUAGGCGGAGUGGCUCGGUCCAGUGGUUUAUCGGCGAUGAAGAUAGGAUUUUGAGGAAGGGGAGGGGGAGGAUUGGGAGGAUAGUGAGGGAACGAGUGGAGUUUUACGGCAAUGGGGAUGUGUUUGAGGGGGAGUUCCACCAGGGGAAGUGUAAUGGGAGCGGGGUGUAUAGGUUUUUCGGGAAGGGGGGGUAUGAGGGGGAUUGGGUUGAUGGGAAGUAUGACGGGUAUGGGGUCGAGAGCUGGGCGAGGGGGAGUCGAUACAGGGGACAGUACCGUCAGGGACUGCGGCAUGGUUUCGGGACGUAUCGGUUCUAUAAUGGCGAUGGCUAUGCCGGGGAGUGGCUCGGUGGGCAGAGCCAUGGGAGUGGAGUUCAGACUUGCUCUGAUGGUAGCUGCUAUGCGGGACAAUUCAAGUGUGGAGUUAAGCAUGGGCUUGGCUGCUACAGUUUCAGGAAUGGUGAUAGAUACAGCGGUGAGUACUUCGGAGACAAAAUUCAUGGUUUUGGAGUCUAUCGCUUUGCUAAUGGCCACUGCUAUGAAGGUUCAUGGCAUGAAGGCCGGAGACAAGGUUUUGGAACAUACACAUUCCGAAAUGGUGAGAUGAGAUCAGGGGAGUGGGACUGUGGUGUUUUAAAGACCCCACUCCUCCCAUCAGAUCUUUCAGUGCAACGAGCUAUUCAGGCUGCAAGAAAGGCUGCAGAGAAUGCUAAUCUCCUUCCCCGGGUAGACGACCAAGUAAAUAAGGCAGUCGCUGCUGCAAAUAGAGCAGCCACUGCUGCUAGGGUUGCUGCAAUCAAAGCUGUCCAGAACCAUAUGGAUGGAAAAUUUUGUGACCCAGAUGUGUAAGGUCAGGCGCCUUUUUUAAUUUGUAUGUUUUAUUUACUAGUUUAUAAGGUUGUCGGAGAGUUACCGAUCGGGCAGGCAAAUACCUGCCUGAUCUGAGUGAAAGAAGGAAGAUUGAGAGAGAAGAAACUGACAGCAGAUGCUUGGGGUCUGGUCUUACAGACCCACAUCCCUCCCAUGACUGUAAAAUGUACAUAUGAUUUGAAUAUGAGUCUCUCAGAGCUGCUUUGUUUGUUCACGCUCUCUUGUUUUCAA